AUGCCAGAAGAAUUUAAUGAUCUUCAUGGUAUGGCACCAGAUUCAAAUGAUAUAGCAUUAUUACUUAUUGAUGUUAUUAAUCAUCUAGAUUUCGAACAAAAUGAAGAAGCAGCACGUAAAGCCAAUAUACCAAUAAUUUAUGUUAAUGAUAAUUUUGGUAAAUGGAAAUCAGAUUUUCAUAAUGUUAUUGAAUAUGUUAUUAAUGAAAAUAAACCUGAUUUUGUUCUUAAACCAAAACAUUCAGGUUUUUAUUGUACUCCACUUGAUCUAUUACUCAAUCAUUUAGAUACAGAAACAUUAAUUCUUGCUGGUUUUGCUGGAAAUAUAUGUGUUUUAUUAACAGCUAAUGAUGGUUAUAUGAGAAAUUAUAAAUUAAUUGUUCCAAGCGACUAUAUUGGAUCAAAUACAAUUAAAAAAAAUUAUGCUUGUUUGGAACAAAUGAAGAAACUACUUAAAGCAGAUACAAGAUCAUCAAUUGAUAUAAUAAAAGAAAUUGAAAAAAUGCCAAAAAAUAAAAAGAAUGAUGAAAAACGGGCAAAAACAUGA
Molecule: messenger RNA, 546 nt
Organism: Rotaria sp. Silwood2
Lineage: Eukaryota; Metazoa; Rotifera; Eurotatoria; Philodinida; Philodinidae
Source: the annotation of a GenBank genome assembly